CCACGGCAAGUAAGCCUGACGGACACGCAAUCGCAGGACGGAGUCCGGCAAUGAGCUUGAGGACCAUCUAGGAAAAGCAGACCCCGGUGAUCCUCGGCCAGGAGCCAAGAAGCAUCGGCAGUCAGGAUGGGCAAGUGCUGCAGUAAGCGGCAAGAGCCGCAGCCUAUCGGCUACAAGAAGGCCGAGGCGAGCCUGAAUACGAAGCACAGCAACGGCGGCUCCCUGGACCGCUACACCGCCGAUCCGAAUCAGAGAGGCGCCCAGGCCCGCGCUGACAUUAUACGGCCCAGGCCCACGCCUUGUAAGCAGCUGCAGCUCAUGCCCCAGGCCCAGCCUCGCAAGCCCAGCUCGCCGCCUAUCGUUUUAUCCGCAUCUCAUUCGCAGCGAGCCAACAAAAUUGUCGUCGCCCUGUACAACUACACGGCGCGUGAGAGCACGGAUGUGAGUUUUAUGAAAGGCGAUCGGAUGGAGGUGCUUGACGACUCUGAGCACGACUGGUGGAAAGUAUUGCAUCUGACUACUCUACAGGAGGGCCUCAUACCUUGGAACUUCGUUGCGGUCGAGCGUUCCGUCGAGAGCGAGGAUUGGUUCUUCGAAAAUGUGUCGCGCAAGGAAGCCGGGAAGCUGCUGCUGGUGGACGAGAACCCGCGGGGCACGUUCCUGGUGAGGCCUAGCGAGCAUAACCCCCGGGGUUACAGUCUAUCGGUGAAGGACUGGGAGGAGGGCCGAGGUCAUCACGUGAAGCAUUACAAGAUCAAACCUCUGGACAAUGGGGGAUUCUUUAUCGCAACCAACCAGACCUUCCCUACCCUACCAGCCCUCGUCAUGGCUUAUAGCAAGAAUGCGUUGGGUCUUUGUCACGUGCUUUCGAAGCCGUGCCCCAAGCCCCAGCCGGACAUGUGGGAUCUAGGGCCGGAGUUACGUGACAAGUGGGAAAUCAAUCGCAACGAGAUUCAGCUGAUACGGAAACUUGGACAUGGGAACUUUGGCGAAGUGUAUUACGGCAAGUGGCGCAAUAAAAUUGAGGUAGCGGUUAAGACAUUGCGACCUGGUACUAUGUCCACCGAAGCCUUCUUACAGGAGGCAGCGAUAAUGAAGCAAUUCCGACAUCGUCACCUCGUCGCCCUCUACGCGGUCUGCUCCAAGGAGGAGCCAAUCUACAUUGUUCAAGAGUACAUGUGCAACGGCAGCCUCCUCGAUUUUCUGCGCGCCGGCGACGGUAAAUACAUGCAGUUCGAGGACCUUAUAUACAUCGCGGCCCAGGUCGCCUCGGGGAUGGAGCACCUCGAGAGCAAGCAGCUUAUACACAGGGAUCUUGCCGCGAGGAACGUCCUCAUAGGCGAGAAGAACAAAGCCAAGAUAUGUGACUUUGGCCUCGCAAGGGUUAUCGAGGACGACGAAUACUGUCCCAAACAGGGCAGCCGAUUCCCUGUUAAGUGGACCGCACCCGAAGCUAUCGUCUAUGGCCGUUUCAGUAUCAAGAGCGACGUCUGGUCCUACGGCAUUCUCCUCAUGGAGCUCUUCACCUACGGCCAAGUUCCAUAUCCAGGCAUGCACGGCCGUGAUGUGAUCCUGCAGGUGAACGGCGGCUACAGGAUGCCGAAACCGGUAAAUCACCCGUUGCCGGACAGCAUCUAUCGGCUGAUGCUUCAGUGCUGGGACGCGACGCCGGAGAAGCGGCCGACUUUCGAGUUCCUUAACCACUACUUCGAGUCGUUUAACGUAACCAGCGAAAUACCCUACCUCGAACCGCCGACAGACUGAUACACGGCCCAUCAAGCCACGGCGGCUCAUCUAGUUCCACACCAUGCCCACUACCACCCGCUUAACGUUAACUGUGCCAUGGAGUUCUAUGGCAUCUACUGCUGAAGCGUUGUGUCGCCGACUUCUCCUACCUCUUCUCCAUUAUUUCUUUAUUUUACUCAUACUUUUUAUCGUUCAUUCCUCUCUCGAUCUAUCUAUCUAUAUCUAUCUAUUUAUUUAUCUACCCAUCUAUGUCUCUGUCUAUCUAUCACACUUGACUCGCUCCCGCCCUCUC
Messenger RNA from Ceratosolen solmsi marchali, 2038 nucleotides. It is a transcript of the gene Src64B, whose product is annotated as Tyrosine-protein kinase Src64B. The transcript has 7 exons. Gene Ontology annotation, biological process: protein phosphorylation. The record is from RefSeq and is a predicted model, not a curated record. Gene Ontology annotation, molecular function: protein tyrosine kinase activity; ATP binding; protein binding. NCBI's taxonomy places the organism in Eukaryota, Metazoa, Arthropoda, Insecta, Hymenoptera, Agaonidae. The coding region runs from base 127 to 1764 and encodes 545 amino acids.